Molecule: messenger RNA, 1290 nt
Organism: Symbiodinium sp. CCMP2456
Lineage: Eukaryota; Dinophyceae; Suessiales; Symbiodiniaceae
Source: the annotation of a GenBank genome assembly
AUGGCAGCUGAAACCCAUCAUGGUAGCGAAGCCGUCGUGAGACUUUCCAGAUUCGCAAUAUUUGCCUGUUGCUACAUCGAAAAUGGCUAUGUGCCGAUCGCACCUUUCUUGGUUUCCAGGGCUGAGGUGGGCGUUCUCCUGUCGGCGCAAUACUUCGGCGGCUUCUUUGUGCUGGUGCCAACCGGCUUGGCGAUCGACAGCUGCGGGCCUCUGCCCAUUCUGCGAAGGGCGCUCCUGGCAUCGAUGGCUGGAGUGCUCCUGGGGGCAGCCUGCCCGAGCUUCUGGUGCCAGCUCGUCUCGCGUGCAACGCUUGGCGGCGCUUUCUCUGGCUUCUUCAAUGCGUGCAUGGCCCUCAUUAUGGAGCGAUUCAGCGAGCCAUCACGGUCGCGGCACCUGGGCUCCGCGGUGGGCUUGGGCACCCUUGGAAACAUGAUCGGACCACCAGCGAUGGGAGCAGUCUACGACCUGGCGGCUGAAGGACAGCAGCGGUUUUGGGCUUUGGUGCAUCCGCUGCUUCUUCUGGCACUGGCCUUCUGGAUGCUUAGUGCAGUCCCUCCGCUGUCUCAAUCGACUCAGCCACUCCUUCAGGAUUCCGAUAGGCAUGGCAAGGUGAAGUCAGCAGGAACGCCCAGUGCUUUCUUUUCGAAGGCUCUUGGAGUUUAUGUCUCGGUGGGGCUGCGAGCAUGGAUUCUGGCCUUGGAGCUAGCUUGUCUCUUCGGCUGUUCCAGUGCUGCCAUCACUGCCAGCGCACUUGAGAUGCAUCGAAGAGCCUUUUCGCCAACUGCAAUCGGACUUACUGCGAUCCCUGCGGGAUUAAUGCAAUCCCUGUUCUCCCAAUGGUCUGGACGCUUUGCAAGCUCGGCCAAGAAUCGCGAGGCGGUGCUGCUAUCCUGCCCUGCGAUACUGUGUCUUAUGGCACUGUGCAUUGCCGCCAUAGGUUUUGUGGACGGCAACAGCCUGCUGCCCAUUCUUCUCAUUCUGAUGACUUGCAGCGCAGUCAAUGGAGCAGCAGACCCCACAUCCAUGUCGAUGAUGGCAGACCUAGCCAAAGGUGAGUCGCUCGGCUAUGGCCAAGCAGUCACAGCAUCUGAAAUGGCCGUCGCCCUGGGUCUUGGAACGGGCCCAUGCUUAGCCCAUGUAAUGCGCGACAAGGAGUUUUCUCUCCUUUGUCUCUUGAUUUCCCUAGUUGCAUUCUGUGCUUUUGUGUGCUCCUUCCGGGUCUUGCGCAACAUUCCUCACAACUGUGCAGAAGAUGGCGAAGUGGGCGAAGCCAAUGGGACGCAGCACUGA